CAAACACCCGACAGCAGCGUACAAAAGCCCCCGCUGGCCAACGGCUUUCGGCAACCUCAGCUGUUCCUUCAAUUCAUAUUUCUCUGAACGAUCAGUCCUGUGCGUAAUACCAGCACCCAGAGACCCUUUUCAAUUUCAACUCCGUUCCCGUUCUGUUACCCCACAUGGCUUCAAACACCGAGACUGCGAGCGCAUCCCCAGACAACCCCCCGGGCCCUAAUAGUCCACGUCGAGGAGGGGAUAGGGGCAGAGGAGGAGCGAGGCGCACGUAUGGGUCGGAUGAAGGUCACGAAUACAGUCCACGGGGACGAGGAAGAGGCGGACCUCGAGGUGGGACGCGGGGUCGUGGCAUUCGAGAUGGUGGGAGCGGUCGCGGAGGACGUCCUCCAGAAAGAAGUUUGGGAAAAGCUCCAGUAUCAAAUCCAAAUAUUUCCGAAGGACCACAGAGUGGAAAUACAGUGCCAACUUUGGUCACAAAGCCCGCUCCCGAGGAUGUGGCAGAUGAGACGGAUGGUGAAGUCUGCUUCAUCUGCGCUUCACCCGUACAACACACCGCUGUCGCUCCUUGUAAUCACCGUACUUGUCACAUUUGCUCUUUGCGAUUAAGAGCUCUGUACAAGACCAAGACCUGUGCUCACUGUAGGACAGAGUCGGACCACGUCAUAUUUACGGAUAAUGCCACCAAGGAUUUCCAAGACUUCUCCACAGAAGAGUUUUACAAGUCGGACGAUAACUUGGGCAUUCGGUUUGAGAACCCCGACAUCUACGAGGAUACGGUCUUGUUGCUCCGAUACAACUGUCCUGAUGGGGAGUGCGACAUUGCUUGUCUGGGGUGGCCUGACUUGCAUCGACAUGUCAAAAACUCUCAUGGGAAAGUCAUGUGCGAUCUUUGUACGAGGAACAAGAAAGUCUUUACACACGAGCACGAGCUAUUCACUUACGCUGAAUUGAAGAAACACCAGAAGUUUGGCGACGACAACCCUGGUGCAGUGGAUCAGAGCGGGUUCAAGGGACAUCCUGAGUGUGGUUUCUGUCGACAACGAUUCUACGGUGAUGACGAAUUGUACACACAUUGCAGGGACAAGCACGAGCGAUGUCAUAUCUGCGACCGCCGCAGUGAAGGCAAGAAGCCACAGUAUUAUGUCGACUAUAAUGCAUUGGAAGUGCACUUUCGGAAAGACCAUUUCCUUUGCCCGGAUCGAGAGUGCCUGGAGAAGAAAUUUGUUGUAUUCGAUUCUGAGAUGGAUCUCAAGGCCCACCAGCUGGAAGUCCACCCAAAUGGUCUGUCUAAAGAUGCCCUUCGGGAUGCUCGGAGAGUAGACAUGUCAGGUUUCGACUACCGUGCCUCUCAUGAACUCGAGAGGGGUGGAAGGAGGGAAGGACGGGGGAGGGGACGAGGACGGGAUCCCAAUUCAGAGCCGUUGCCUCAAUCCUUUGCCCAGCCAAUGAGCAGAGCAGAAUUGGCUUAUCAGAGACAGAUGGCUAUUCAAAGCGCACAAUCUGUCACGGGACGAACUUUUGGGGGUCAGCUUACAUCUGCAACAGACAUAUAUGCGGCGAGGCUUCCAAGGGGAGGACAUGAACCGUCAACCCUCACAGCAACCCGACCUGCUACAACAACGGCAAAUGUCGCCAGUAAUCUAAAUGCGCUGAGCAUUGAACCAGCAUCCGCAGCGUUAGCUCCUCGAACUCCGCAAGAACAAGCGCGGCUUCUACGCCACAAUGCAGUCACUGAGCGAGCUACGAACAUGUUGCGGAACGAUCAAACGAAGCUUGGGGAAUUCCGUUCCAAGAUAUCGGCGUACCGCAAUUCCAAGAUGUCGGCAACAGAGCUCAUUGAUAGCUUCUUCUCACUGUUUGAUACAUCCUCGGUGGAGCUGGGCAAGCUAAUCAAAGAACUCGCCGACAUUUUUGAGGUCCAGUCGAAACGGGAUGAUCUCCUCAAGUCCUGGAAUGAUUGGAAGGCGAUCAACGAAGACUACCCUUCACUACCAGGUGGAACAGGGCUUUCGUUGGGUGGGGGCCCAGCGGCACAUGGCGGAUCUCGAGUGCUGAAACUCAAGAGCUCGACGGCACAGUCGUCACGCUCUGCUGUCAGCAGGCAAGCAAGCUGGGCCUCGACGUCAUCAAAUAGCCCUUUUCCUCCUCUCGCGGCAGCAUCGUCUGGUCGCAUCGGAGCAAAACCAGGACAGACGCCGUGGGCAAGCGGCUCUACCACCACUCGGGCUUCACCUCUGCCAUCCCGUGCUUCGUCCUCAGCGGCGUUGAACAAGAAAAAUGGCAAUGAAGAAGCAUUCCCGGCACUACCACUGGCGCCCAAACCGGCAAGUACAAUUUUCAGUCCCGGAUACUCCGGUGCGGGAUUGAGGCGAGACAACAGCGGAAGGAACACGCCGGCGAAUGCCUGGGCUGCAGGCGGAACAGUUGUAGGGGCGAGCAAUGGGGCAGCUGGGGCUGGGUCGGACGAGGCAGGCGCUGGGGGGGGAGGAAAGAAGAAGGGAAACAAAAACAAAAAGCAGACACUGUUCCACUUUGGCUAAGUCAGUUGGCGGAGAGGUGCAGAUGCGUCUGCAGCUAAGCAUCCCGGACUGCCUGUUUCGGUCCGCGGACUGAGGUGCCGGGGGGUAAAGCGAGCCAAAAGGGCAUUCAGGCGGAAUCGGGCGACUUGAAGUGCAUACAAUGCAGGAGUGUAGAUGUGGUUGCGGACACUCGACAGAUGGAGAUCGGUUGAUAUUCACCUGACGAUAUGCUGUACAUAGACCUGACGCCCGCCGCGUCGGGGGAAUGCUCGACGAAGAGAAUAUUGUUG
This is a messenger RNA of Lindgomyces ingoldianus, 2809 nucleotides long. RefSeq lists its product as uncharacterized. Bases 165 to 2540 code for a protein of 791 amino acids. Gene Ontology annotation, biological process: protein ubiquitination; rescue of stalled cytosolic ribosome. Lineage: Eukaryota; Fungi; Ascomycota; Dothideomycetes; Pleosporales; Lindgomycetaceae. The record is from RefSeq and is a predicted model, not a curated record. Gene Ontology annotation, molecular function: ribosome binding; ubiquitin protein ligase activity. The transcript has 3 exons.